AGCUUUUUUUCCCUGCUGUGGACUUUUGCCGGCGGCACUCCAACGGCGAGAACGGACAGGGCAGUAGAGACAGAAGAAGACAAGGGCCUGCAGGGACAGAGAAAGAGCAAGGAAGUAUCAAGCGGAGCAGAAAGGAAUCGGCGUCGUUAUACUCAGCAAUACACACAGACACAUACAAAUGAACGGCUACAGUGAAGAAGACAUCAGAAACGCCAUGCUCUACCAAGAGCAAAUGAAAAAGGCACAGGAAGAGCAAACCGCUCUGACCUUAAAGCUGGCUGGUCUUCUUGCAUUCGGCUUGUGGGCUAUUCCAACUGCCAUCCACUUUGUCAAGAAGUCGUUAGCAUGAAGCUAGUGCGGGUGUCUGAAUAUAGGGAAGACGCAAGAAACAUUUGAAGUUCCGAACUCUUUGUACAUAUAGGUUAUAUAUAUCACACCGAC
Molecule: messenger RNA, 441 nt
Organism: Pichia membranifaciens NRRL Y-2026
Lineage: Eukaryota; Fungi; Ascomycota; Pichiomycetes; Pichiales; Pichiaceae
Exons: 1
Coding region: 179-349 (56 amino acids)
Source: RefSeq, a predicted model, not a curated record